Apus apus (common swift) is the source of this 2505-nucleotide messenger RNA. It is a transcript of the gene CRYZL1, whose product is annotated as crystallin zeta like 1. Lineage: Eukaryota; Metazoa; Chordata; Aves; Apodiformes; Apodidae. The transcript has 14 exons. The record is from RefSeq and is a predicted model, not a curated record. Gene Ontology annotation, molecular function: oxidoreductase activity. Bases 281 to 1354 code for a protein of 357 amino acids.
GGUGCCUCGGGGCCGUCCCUUCCAGCUCGGGCGUCCCGUGGGGUGAUAGUGCUGGCAGCCAAAAGCCGUGUCGUGGCCACACGGGUUUCUGCCCCUCUGCCCUUUGCCUUUCUCCUCCCUGCAGCUUGAAGCGGCCUCUUUUUAAAAGUGUGUUUCUUUUUCUCUCCGAAAGGCUGUGGUUUGUUAAGGGCGGCGUACACCAAGUUGGGAGAGGAGACCAAAAACCCAAAUUGUGGUUUUUAGUGAAGUCAUAGGUUGGUUGCUGGGUCUUCAAAUCACUAUGAAGGCUUUGUAUGGUCAGCAGAAUUCAUCUGGAGAGGAAAUGACAUUUGUCUUCCAGGAAAGAGAAAACCUUCCUCCUAUGAGAGACAAUGAUGUGAAGGUACAAGUUAGAGCCUGUGCACUGAGCUGGAUAGAUACAAAGCUUCUGUCAGAAAUAAAACUGGAGAAGGAUCUUCUGCCUGUUGGUCGAGAAAUUUCUGGAGUUGUAUUGGAAGUUGGAAGAAAAGUGACCUUUUUUCAGCCAGAUGAUGAAGUGGUGGGAAUUUUGCCCCUGGAUUCUGAUGAGUCUGGUCUUUGUGAAGUUAUUCUAGUUCAUGAACACUAUCUGGUUCGUAAACCAGAGAAGGUUUGUUGGGUUGAAGCAGCCGGGACUGUUCGCGAUGGUGUCCGAGCAUACACAGCUUUACACUACCUUUCACAAGUCUCUCCUGGAAAAACUGUCCUUGUAAUGGAUGGAGCAAGUCCAUUCGGUACAAUAGCUAUUCAGUUAGCACAACAUAGAGGAGCUAAAGUAAUCUCUACUGCAUACAGUCUUGAAGAUAAGCAGUACCUGGAGAGGCUUAGACCUCCUGUGGAAGGUAUACGGCAGCCUUUAGUGGCUCGUGUGAUAGAUGUGUCAAAUGGAAAGAUAGAUGUGGCAGAAAGCUGCUUAGAAGAAACAGGUGGUCUGGGAGUGGAUAUUGUUCUAGACGCUGGAGUUAAAUUGUAUAGCACUGAAGAUGAAUCAACUUCAAAAUCACAGUUGCUGCCUCAUAAGCAUGAUAUUAUUUCUCUUCUUGGUGUUGGGGGACACUGGAUAACAACAGAAAAAAAUCUUCAGCUGGAUCCUCCAGAUAGCCAUUCCUUGUUUCUUAAAGGAGCCACAGUCUCCUUUCUGAAUGAUGAGAUAUGGAACUUGUCCAAUAUACAGCAAGGGAAGUAUCUCUCCAUCUUAGAAGAUAUCAUGGAGAAAUUAUCAAGUAGCAUUUUCAGGCCUCAGCUGGAUGAACCGAUCCCAUUGUAUGAAGCCAAAGUUUCUAUGGAAAUAGUUCAGAAGAAUCAAGCAAGAAAAAGACAAGUCAUCCAGUUCUGACACACAAUUUCCUGAAUUCUAAGGCUGUGGAAGAUAAAGAAACGUAAUGUAUUUGAAAAGUAAAUUAGUGUACACUUUAAAAGAAUUCUGUAACCAGAAUUUAAAGAUCUUUUGUACCUCAGCACAAAUGGUCUGUGAAGCUUCUGUGUCUUCCAGGAUUUUGUAUGCAGUUGAGCAGAAUGUUCCCAGCAGCCACUUCUGAAGAUGUUAUCUUGACACACAAAUCUUGUCUGCCCUGCCCCGAUUACAAAUGUCAGUAACAUCUACAGGCAAACUCAGUUGCUGUUGUUUUUCAAUCAUAAGAAAUUAAAGGAAAAAAAAGUGGUGUUUUUUUUUUUAUUAGUCCUCCUUCCUCCAGCCCCUACCAACAGUCACCUUUAGAUUACCUUUUGCUUUUGACUGCAUUGAAACUGAGCACUCUCUGCAGUACACUGAAGUCUUUAAUCCACACGUUAAAUUUGUAUUCAAUUAGAAGACAGGCAAAACCCUCAGAACUGGCAAGGAUGCUUGAGGGGAAAGGUAUGGCACCGACAGUAAGAGUUACAGCUGAUAUUGUUCAUUUUAGCCUCAGGCAGUAAAUCCAGAGUCCGUAAGCUGAUUGUGUCAUCCAGAUGUUUGAGGCUCUUUGUGUGUCUUGUUAAUGUAAUAUUAUCAUAGAAUCCUAGAAUCACAGAAUGCCAGGUUAGAAGGGACCUCAAGGAUCAUCUGGUCCAACCUUUCUAGGUACUACUCUAGUUUACAUGAGAUGGCUCAGCACCCUGUCAAGCUGAGACUGAAAACUGUCCAAUGUGGGGGAAUCUACCCACUUCCCUUGGGAGACUAUCUGGUAUCUUUCCAGUAAGACCUUUCCAUGCUGUGCACUUGCAUUUCCUCUCUUUUAACCGCAGUCCUUUGCGUUGCACAGUUCGAAUCUGUUUAUCCAACAUCCUCCAUGACUCUGAACCAUCUGCAAAUCAGAAGUAAGGAAGGAGCUGCUGGUCUUUCUUCAAAGCAUCUGGCCUCUUACCUGCUCUUAUUUGAGUGCAAUUUUUUUUUUCCUGUUCAACUGUGCUAUUCAUUUUCACUGUGUGGGUGGCUCAAACAGUGGAACACUUUAAAUCAGUGUAAGAAAUGGGAACAUUUGAGCGAAUAAAGAUUAUCCAGAACCAUGA